AUCGAGUGACAGUCUCGCAAAAGCAACUCGCGAUGGCUGCAUGCACGAGCUGCAACGAACCAACUAACCUCGAUUGUCGUGGGGAUGUUAUAACCACGCCAUACACCGGUAUAGGAAGCGACCUGGGUCUAUGCCGAAUGUGCCGUUGGAGGCGACAGACAGACGCUUGGGCGACUGCGCCAGAUUGGAACGCCCUCUUACAGCUGAACCUACUCUUCAUCCGCGGGGAAGUUGACAUCAAUCCAGACCACCUUGGUCCCCUCAACGAAGAGUCCAUGACGCUCGUAACUGGCCUCAUCAAAUUGCAUGAGUACGGUAUUCUCACAUGCAAUUCCCAGCCGUUCGAGAAGUCCAGCGAUUUCAUCACCGGCAAGGGCUGGCUCCAGAAGCGACAGCGUCCUUAUCUGCACUUCAUGCUCCCGACAUUACACCCGGAUAUCUCCAUUGACAGUAUUGAUGAUCUCAUUGAGAGUCUUUUCACUGACAGAAGCAUUCUCGUGUCUGUUUACUCAGAGUGCGACGAGUACGACAGAACAUACGACAUCAGAUGGCGCCAGCGAGUCGUGCCACUGACCACUGGUCUCGACCGCGAUACUUACGACUUCCGUACAAACGCGUUCUGGAAUAAAGAGACUGUUACCAUAAGCCGACGUGCGAAGACUUCCAAGGGCUUGAUGAAGAAAGCCUGGGAAGAAUGUACCUUCUUCCCAUACACCUCCGCGGCCUUCUUGACGCCUCACGCUAAUCAGUGCGGUCGCGCAAAUGACGGCAGCAACUUCGAGGCUGCUGUAGCCAUGAGACCCUUGGCAAUCGGUAUAAUGGCACGGAAGUGGGGCGUGGAUCUCGAUCUCCAGGACCUCUUGCGACGGCAUUGCGAAGAAGCGGGCUUAGGGAGUGUGCUGGAUGUUGAGUCGAGGAUUGGACGGCAGCACAUGAACUUUGACGGGCAAGGUGAUUCGGGAUGUUCAGGGUGA
Molecule: messenger RNA, 974 nt
Organism: Alternaria rosae
Lineage: Eukaryota; Fungi; Ascomycota; Dothideomycetes; Pleosporales; Pleosporaceae
Exons: 1
Coding region: 33-974 (313 amino acids)
Source: RefSeq, a predicted model, not a curated record